CCCCCACCCCCCGCCACGCGUUCCUCCCCGCCAUUUGGACGCGAAACUCUGCCACUAAUGGGACGCCCGCCGUGAAUCCCAUCCGUGGCAGAGGCCCCUCCCCCACCUGAAAGCCCGAACAGGUUGCCUCUGUAACCUGGCCUGGGGGGCCUCGCCCUGCAAGCCAUGGGGCGUGUCUCCAUGCUGACAGGGAGCCGGCGAGGGCCCGCACCUCCGUCCCCUUCAGUGACUCAUCUUGCAAAGAGACAAGCUCUGAAUGAAAAGCCUGAGGGCCGUGGUCGGAGUGGGCCCUCCUCUGAUAGACGAUCUGCGCAGGAUGCUCUCAUGCCUGCUGUGCUGCCUGACUCCGGGAGGAUGGACGGUGUGUCGUUAGGUCUGGUGGCCUCGCCGGCCUCGCCGGCCUCGCCGCGUCCCAACGGCGCCGCCGACUCAGAGGAGGACCAGGCCGACGGAGGGAUUCACACCUUCAGCCAGACGCACACCAGGAGGGCCUUCCAGCUGAUGAACGAGCUGAGGAGCAAAAAGCUGCUGUGUGACGUCCAGCUGGUGGCGGGCAGCGUUGAAGUGCCAGCUCACAGGGUGGUCCUGGCGUCCUGCAGCCCCUACUUCUGUGCCAUGUUCACAGGCGACAUGAGCGAGAGCAAGGCCCAGCGGGUGGAGAUCAGAGAGGUGGACGGCCAGACUCUGAGGAAACUGGUGGACUACAUCUACACCGCUGAGAUCGAGGUGACAGAGGACAACGUCCAGGUUCUGCUGCCGGCAGCCAGUCUCCUGCAGCUGAUGGACGUCCGUCAGGUGUGCUGUGAGUUCCUGCAGUCUCAGCUUCAUCCCACCAACUGUCUGGGCAUCAGAGCCUUCGCUGACCUGCACACCUGCACGCAGCUCCUCAGCCAGGCCCACGCAUACGCUGAGCAGCAUUUCUCUGAGGUGGUGCAGGGGGACGAGUUCCUGAGUCUGUCUCUGCAGCAAGUGUCCAGCCUGAUAUCCAGCGACCAGCUCACUGUCUCCACUGAGGAAAAGGUGUUCGAGGCCAUGAUCUCCUGGAUCAAGUACGAUAAAGGAAGCCGCCUGGAGCACAUGCCCAGACUGAUGGAGCACGUCAGACUGCCUCUGCUGUCCAGGGAUUACCUCGUAAAGAUCGUUGAGGAAGAAGCUUUGAUCAAGAACAACAACACCUGCAAAGACUUCCUGAUUGAAGCCAUGAAGUAUCACCUGCUGCCAGCGGACCAGCGCCACCUCAUCAAAACGGACCGAACUCGACCUCGGACCCCCGUCGGCAUCCCCAAGGUGAUGAUCGUGGUGGGGGGUCAGGCCCCCAAAGCCAUCCGCGGCGUGGAAUGCUACGACCUGCAGGAAGACCGCUGGUACCGGGUCUCGGACCUGCCGUCCCGGCGCUGCCGGGCAGGUGUGGUCGCCAUGGCGGGCCGGGUGUACGCGGUCGGCGGCUUCAACAGCUCGCUGCGGGAGCGCACCGUGGACGUGUACGACGGAGCGAGGGACCAGUGGAGCGCGGCGGCGAGCAUGCAGGAGAGACGCAGCACGCUGGGAGCCGCCGUGUUGGGAGACCUGCUGUACGCCGUGGGAGGCUUCAAUGGAAGCAUAGGUCUGGCCACGGUGGAGGUUUACAGCGACAGAACCAACGAGUGGAGCUACGUGGCGUCCAUGAACAGCCGGCGCAGCAGCGUGGGGGUGGGCGUGGUGGACGGGAAGCUGUACGCCGUGGGAGGCUACGACGGCGCGUCACGCCAGUGUCUCAGCACCGUGGAGGAAUACGACCCGGCCUCGGAUCAGUGGUGCUACGUGGCCGACAUGAGCACACGCAGGAGUGGAGCAGGUGUGGGCGUCCUGGGCGGCCUGCUGUACGCGGCAGGAGGACACGACGGCCCUCUGGUCAGGAAGAGCGUGGAGGUGUACGACCCCCAGAGCAACACCUGGAGGCUGGUCAGCGACAUGAACAUGUGCCGAAGAAACGCAGGUGUCUGUGCCAUAAGCGGGCUGCUGUAUGUGAUCGGAGGAGACGACGGCUCCUGCAACCUGUCCUCUGUGGAGUUUUACAACCCGCUGACCGACAAGUGGAGUCUGGUUCCGACCAACAUGAGCAACGGCCGCAGCUACGCAGGAGUUGCAGUGAUCGAUAAGCCGCUAUGACCCGGGCCCACUCCCAGAACCCAAACCAGCAGAACCAUCAUCCCUGAAAGGCCAGAACCCAGGAGUCCAGUUCAGACCGGCUGCUGGUCCGACCCGUUCCAUUGGAGUUCAGGGAAGAAGCCCCACCCACAGAACCGGUCCAAACACCAACUGGACCGGCAGCUGGAUCCGCUGUCAGGAUCACCUUCCGCACACUUGCACUAAACCGAGGCGCCGCUUCAGAUCCACACCGGUUCUGUUCGUGUUCUGGUCCGGACUUCUGAUCAGCAGACAAACCGGCACCAAGAAGCUAGCUGGAGCGGUUCUGGUUCUGGUUCUGGUUCUUCAGGACGGUCUGCUCAGGAGUCAGAAGGAAUCCGUGUCUGACUGCUGCGGUGGUCAGAACCAGCUGGUUCUGGAGCCGGACCCAAACCCAGAACCCAGAACGCUGCAAUGUAAAGAAUGUAAAAAGUAAAGCAGAAAAAUGUUUAUUUGCUGUUUUUGGAAGAUUUUUUUUACCUUCGUCGUCUUUUGGCUGUGAGAACUACUGAUGUUCUGGUUCUGAGCACCAGACCCGUUUCAGACCUGGUGCUGGAGACGGUGAGCGUUGGGGAACCGGCCCAAAUGCAACCCUAUCAGGUCCAGAACUUUAUUUAUUGACUUGAGCAACAGGAGCGCAGCGUGUCGACCCGGUCGUGUUCUGUCACCUCGCUGCAGAACCUCAGAGAAAAAGGCCAGAACUCUGUUUACUGGACCGGACUUGGUUCUGAAAAGCACAAAGUUAUAGUUUUCUAUGUCGUGUCGGCCUCCUGUGACCAAACGUUUAGCCUGGUUCUGGUUCUGGUUCUGGUUGGUCCUCAUGGUGCCAUUACUCAGCAGAAUACCUGCAGCGGUCUUCUUCAGGUGCCUGGGAGAAGCUCCGCCUCCAGCGGCUCACCUGGCAGAACCGAGGAGCUGCAGGCCGUGUGGAACGUUUUCAGUUUCACGUCAAACUUUAGCAGAAAAAUGCUGAAUAUGCAGAAAAGUUUACAGCAAAAUAACGACUUCAGCCACAUGGAGGAUUUUCUAACAUCCAGCGCCAUGGAAACCAGUUAAAAGAUGUUUAAAAUCAAUUUGUGACAAACACUAAAUGGACUCUGAUGUAUAUUAUAUGUGAUUGUUAAAGUGACCAGAUGCAGUUGCUAUAUUUUUAAUAUAAACGAUGAAUUUUGUGGA
Fundulus heteroclitus (mummichog) is the source of this 3342-nucleotide messenger RNA. It is a transcript of the gene klhl3, whose product is annotated as kelch-like family member 3. The transcript has 17 exons. The coding region runs from base 166 to 2148 and encodes 660 amino acids. The record is from RefSeq and is a predicted model, not a curated record. Lineage: Eukaryota; Metazoa; Chordata; Actinopteri; Cyprinodontiformes; Fundulidae. Gene Ontology annotation, molecular function: protein binding.